AUGUUUUGUCUUCUGCGUCAAGUUUUUGGUUCCAACACUUUUCCUGCCGUUCUGCCGAGAUCUCUUAUUGACAGAACAACCAUUAAGGGUUCCAAAGACAUACGGAGACGAUGGGCUGGAUAUUUGUCCAAGCGCCUCUCUAAUCCAUUUAAUAUUGAUGACGCAGUCAUAGAUAAAUUGCCACAUAAUGAUUCUUUCUACUUCUCGCGAUCUGUUUGUCUUUCUUUCUUUUUUCUUUCUUUAUGUCUUUCUUUCUUUUUAUCUUUUUCUCUUUCUCCCUUUCUUUACUUCUCUCUAUCUUUCUCUUCAUUCUUCUCCUCUGUCUUUCUUGAUGUCUUUCUUUCUUUCUCACUUUCUUUCUUUCUCUCUAUCUUUCUUUUCAUUCUUGUCUUCUGUCUUUCUUUCUUUCUUUUUCUUUCUUUCUUCCUGUCUUUAUUUUUCUUUCUGUCUUCUUUCUUUCUUUAUUUUUCUUUGUUUCUUUGUUUCUUCCUGUCUUCUUUCUUUCUAUAUUUCUUUCUGUAUGUAUGUCUUUAUUUUUCUUUCUUUCUUUUUUCUUUCUUUCUAUCUGUCAUCUUUCUUUCUGAAUGUCUUUAUUUUUCUUUCUUUUUUCUUUCUUUCUAUUUUCCUUUCUUUCUUUCUAUCUGUCAUCUUUCUUGCUUUCUUUCUUUCUUUUUUUUCUUUCUUUCUUUCCAUGCAUGGUGUUUUGAUUCUGAAAUAUUAACCUCCCACCUCCUCAUCCUGCUACUUUGA
Molecule: messenger RNA, 750 nt
Organism: Acanthosepion pharaonis
Lineage: Eukaryota; Metazoa; Mollusca; Cephalopoda; Sepiida; Sepiidae
Source: the annotation of a GenBank genome assembly